This is a messenger RNA of Dreissena polymorpha, 2380 nucleotides long. RefSeq names its product sec1 family domain-containing protein 1-like. Gene Ontology annotation, biological process: intracellular protein transport; endoplasmic reticulum to Golgi vesicle-mediated transport. The record is from RefSeq and is a predicted model, not a curated record. NCBI's taxonomy places the organism in Eukaryota, Metazoa, Mollusca, Bivalvia, Myida, Dreissenidae. Gene Ontology annotation, cellular component: Golgi membrane; cytosol. Gene Ontology annotation, molecular function: syntaxin binding.
UACUCCCCUUUAACACGUGCACGCCACGUCAUUUGUCAAAAUGGCGACGUCGUUGAGAGAAAAACAAAUUGUCGCACUAAAGCGAAUGUUAAAUUUCAAUGUCAACGUCAGCAAAUCGGGAAACUUGGAGCCACAGUGGAAGGUUCUUGUUUACGACCGUUUUGGUUCGGACAUUAUUUCACCUUUAAUUGGCGUGAAAGAACUGAGAGAUUUGGGAGUGACACUUCAUUUGAAUUUGCACUCUGACAGGGACGCCAUUCCUGAUGUGCCGGCGGUGUAUUUUGUGAUGCCUACGGAAGAAAACAUCCAAAGAAUCUGCCGAGAUCUUCAGAAUCAGCAGUACGAGAGCUUUUAUCUAAAUUUCAUAUCCGCCAUUCCGCGACAACGGCUCGAAGAAAUAGCUAAUGCUGCCAUACAUGCAAACAGCGUUGCUCAAGUGUCAAAAGUAUUCGAUCAAUACCUUAAUUUCAUUUCGCUUGAAGAUGAUAUGUUCACUUUAAGGCACCAGGAUCGAGAUUCUAUAUCUUACUAUGCAAUAAAUCGGGGAGAUGUUAAAGAUACUGAAAUGGACCAAAUAAUGGACACAAUCGUUGACAGUUUAUUUUCUGUGUUUGUCACUCUCGGAACUGUUCCAAUCAUAAGAAGCCCACGUGGAAAUGCAGCCGAAAUGGUUGCUGAAAAGCUUGACAAAAAGCUAAGGGAAAACCUCCGAGAUGCUCGAAAUAGUUUUUUCACAACUGACAAUAUUCAAGCAGGACAGUUCAGUUUCCAGAGACCAUUGCUUGUGGUAUUGGAUAGAAAUUUGGACAUAGCAAGCAUGCUGCAUCAUACAUGGACAUACCAGGCAUUGAGUCAUGAUGUCCUUGAUUUAAAAUUGAAUAGAGUUGAAAUAGAAGAAGUAAACGAAGCAAGGUCCCCAACUGGACCCAAUGCCAUCAAGAAGAAAAAAUCUUAUGACCUGAAUCAUACAGAUCGUUUUUGGCUUUCCCAGAAGGGUAACCCAUUUCCCGAAGUAGCUGAGGCAGUUCAGGAAGAGUUGGAUGCUUACAGACUGAAAGAAGAUGAAGUAAAAAACCUCAAGGCUGCUAUGGGUGUGGAAGGAGAAGAUGAGACAGCCAUAAGUAUGUUGUCAGACAACACUGCAAGACUGACAUCGGCAGUUAGUUCACUGCCAGAGUUACUUGAGAAGAAAAGGCUUAUAGACAUGCAUACAAACAUUGCAACAGCUUUGCUUGAACAUAUUAAAAGCCGUAAGUUGGAUGUGUACUUUGAGACAGAAGAGAAACUAAUGAGCAAGGCAGUGCAUGAUAAUCUGAUGGAAAUAAUAAAUGAUCCUGAUGCUGGAACACCUGAAGAUAAACUGAGGCUGUUUCUUAUAGCUUUAAUAUGUGGACCAACUAUGAAUGACUCGCAGAUUGACCAGUACUGCAUUGCUCUUCAGGCAGCAAAUUGUGAUGUAGCAGCUGUGCAGUAUAUAAGUAGAUGGAAGUCAUACACCAAAAUGACAGCAGCUCCAAGUCAAUAUGGAGGAGGCGGAACAAAAACUGUGAACAUGUUUUCAAAGUUAAUGUCACACGGGUCUCAGUUUCUUAUGGAAGGAGUAAAAAAUCUGGUCAUCAAGAAGCACAACCUUCCGGCCACCAGGAUUGUUGAUGCCCUGAUGGAAAUGAAAACAAUGCAAGAAGUGGAAGAUUUUAGAUACUUUGAUCCUAAACUUCUACGAGGUGACUCAGCUAUACCACGUAACAAGACAGCUUUCCAAGAGGCGUACGUGUUUGUUGUUGGUGGUGGAAAUUACAUUGAAUACCAGAACCUUGUAGACUAUGCCAAAGGGAAAUCCACCACUGCUCCAAGGCGGGUGGUAUAUGGGUGCAGUGACCUGUCCAGUGCCUCUCAGUUCCUGAAGCAAUUGUCCAGACUUGGAUCAGAGAUGUAAUCUAAAGCAUGAUAGGAUACAUCACCAUUCACUGCACAAAUGAAAGUCAAAAGAGAUCUAUUUAGCUGCUUAAUAUAAAGUUUUAAACUAAUUAAAUGGUACUAUAAGUAUUACAUGAUAACUGAUUAAUGACGAAUUAAUCAUUUGUACAAAAGAUAAACAAAGUUGGAAGUUGUGCUGAUGUUUAUUCUGCAUACCUGGUACUAUAACUCAAUAACACUUACUAUUUAACUGAUGAUUGCCAGAACAAUUCGAAGAUCUUUUGGCUAAUUUAUUCAGAUUUCACAAAUAUAAUGUUGGCUUGUAAUGUAAUGUAUUGAAAGCAUUAAGAUACUUCUCAACCUAAUGGUACUACUAUGGUAUUAAGCAUAAUUUUGUUUCAAAAUUUGCUUGUGUUUGUGAUGUUAUUUAUGAAUGUAAAUAAUAAAUAAAUGUGACCAUCUA